UCAAAACUAUAAAGCAUUGCAGCCUCUCUGCAUGCAAGCGUAUUUGUGCGUCUGAGAGAGAGAGAGCAACGCAAUCACUCUGCUGCGGAAGAACUUGAUCUCUAGCAAUCCACCAUGGGUAAAGUACAUGGAUCUCUGGCUCGUGCCGGUAAGGUGAGAGGCCAAACCCCCAAAGUGGAGAAGCAAGAGAAGAAGAAGAAGCCCCGUGGACGCGACCACAAGCGCAUGCAAUACAAUCGCCGAUUCGUCACCGCCGUGGUUAGAUUUGGCAAGAAGAAGGGUCCAAACUCGUCAGAGAAGUGAAGCAAAGCUUUGAGAGGAUGAGAAGGCUCUUUAGGUUAAAGAUUUGUUUGGUUUUCAUUUUUCAUUUCAUGUUAUGUUAAAGACUCUGAUGCUUAUUAUGUUAGUUGCUGGAGAUAAGUGCUGGAUUAUUUAUGAUUAUGUUGGAGUUAUGCUGAUCAAUUAUUUUGAGAAUGAUAUGAGUUUGUUUAA
Molecule: messenger RNA, 492 nt
Organism: Alnus glutinosa
Lineage: Eukaryota; Viridiplantae; Streptophyta; Magnoliopsida; Fagales; Betulaceae
Product: small ribosomal subunit protein eS30z/eS30y/eS30x-like
Exons: 3
Coding region: 115-303 (62 amino acids)
Biological process (GO): translation
Cellular component (GO): ribosome; cytosolic small ribosomal subunit
Molecular function (GO): structural constituent of ribosome
Source: RefSeq, a predicted model, not a curated record